CAAAGCCAUUUUUGACGAGUCACACGAUAAGAGCAGGAUGACGCUGGUUUUCUUGACGGCAGUCCUGACGGUUCUUCUCACGUCUCCAGCAGCGCUGGGCUUUAGGAUGGUAGACCUUUUCAGGUCAUCUCGACAAUCGGUCAAGUCACCUGCAGGUGCUCUCGUCGGUGUGAUUAUGCAAGAAUUGGACGCUGACAACGAUAGUACGGUGUCGUUGUCUGAACUGGGACAUUAUGUUGACACGAAGUUGGGGAGAAUUGGGCCAAAUGAGCGCACUACUGCUGAGGCCAAAGGCUACAUACUGACGCUAGGAAGCCUGGUGGAUGUCGACAAUAAUGGGGCGGCUGACAAAAGUGAGUUAGAACGAGCCACAUCUCUGUUAGUGAGUCUCGCAGGGGAUAUACAAGUGGGAAGAGUACUGGACAUGCUGCUUGACAUUAACGGACAUCGUGUGGAUAUGACUGUAAGUUUUGUGAUCAUAUCUUACAAUAUCAAACUUUUUUAG
Liolophura sinensis is the source of this 505-nucleotide messenger RNA. RefSeq lists its product as uncharacterized. Bases 38 to 505 code for a protein of 155 amino acids. The transcript has 4 exons. NCBI's taxonomy places the organism in Eukaryota, Metazoa, Mollusca, Polyplacophora, Chitonida, Chitonidae. The record is from RefSeq and is a predicted model, not a curated record.